Haliotis rubra (blacklip abalone) is the source of this 3072-nucleotide messenger RNA. RefSeq lists its product as uncharacterized. Bases 303 to 2999 code for a protein of 898 amino acids. The record is from RefSeq and is a predicted model, not a curated record. The transcript is spliced from 14 exons. NCBI's taxonomy places the organism in Eukaryota, Metazoa, Mollusca, Gastropoda, Lepetellida, Haliotidae.
CUCUUGUCAAUAGAAACCUUGCUAAUAGAAUACUACACCUCCAGAAAUGGUUGAGACGUCAUUGUGACACUCGCUAAAGGUAGCGUCCCACACUCAUGGUUAGAUACAUUACAACGAGUUAAAGAAUGUUCUUGAAAAGCGUAUGAGGCGACGCCUGUGAAUACCUACCCUGAUCAAGACUAUCGAAAGAUCUAGGCUCAUCGCCAUACGUGGCGCUACUUUUGUGAAUGAGUAAUUGGACUUCACUUUGAAAAGAGUGGUUUGGAACAAGUGGUCUUCACUUGGACACUAAAGUUUCCAAGAUGUCGAGGAUUACUUUUCGGCGCUUUGUCCUCGUCACGGCGUUGGUGAUUUUGAUGACGUUCAUAUGGACAUAUAGGAAAAAUAUGAAACUGGAUUUAGAUGAUUCUCCAAGGAACGCAGCAGUGAUUGGUAAUCCAGUGCCAGCAGGCCAGCCCAUGCCCACGCUGCAGGUGCUGAAGACGUUGGACAGACGACAGCUGUCACAGAUAUACCACAACUAUGUGAACAGCGUUCAGAUGUCGUGUAAGAACAUGGUCAGGCGUGGCAACAUCGGUGACGGUGGCUGGAACGUUUGUGAAGACCCUCCAUACGGAAUGAAGACACCCUGUAAUAUUUAUUCAUUUGGGAUCAACUACGACUGGAGCUUCGACGACGCAGUAGCGACAGCAUCCGGCUGCCAUGUCCACUCGUAUGAUCCAAGCAUGACAAAAGUAUCAGACCACGACAGGAGAAGUAACAUUCAUUUCCAUAGAACAGGCCUUAAUUCUACCGACACCUCAAACAUCAAGGGUUGGCGAAUGCGAACUUUUUCAUCAAUUAUAAAGGAAAAUAACCACACACAGGCUAUAAUCGAUCUGCUCAAGAUUGACAUUGAAGCUUCGGAGUGGUUUGCCUUUCCUGAAAUGUUACAAAGUGGAAGUCUGAAAAAUGUGAAACAGUUUUGUUUUGAACUCCAUAUCAAGCUGGGAAAUAACCCAGAGCCGGACAUAGCCAAGUACCUGAAAGGUCUGGAGCUGCUGAGAGACUUCUAUAAUGCUGGAUUUAGGAUAUUCCAUACAAAUAAAAAUAUGGAUGCCAAAUACAAGUCAAUGUUUGGCAUGGAACGAACAGGUUGCCAUGAGAUUUACAUGGUACGCAGUGACACACUGCAUUUGUCACUCUCUGCCCUCAUCAUAUGUAACCAGCAGGCUAUUCUCAAUUACUCAUUUGAUAAUUUUGUGCCGAAAGAAACAACAUUUUAUUGUGUUACGUGUGACGUCACCAACUCGAACUGUGACCUAAUCCUGUCUAUAUACCAUGCCUCUCAUGCUGCCCAUGCACGAGCUUUGUGUCUACUUGGGGACGACACGCUUCCCGUGCGAGUCGUCAUCCAGCGACUGUUGUGCUCUAAUGAUGUUGAGACAAACCCGGGACCCGUCACACUUGAACAAGUUCAAGAUAACUUACUCAGCGCAAUUGAAAACAUGAAAGCAGAAUUAGCUACCGCCAAAAAUGACCUAAGUUCACAGAUCUCCUCUCUACGGAAAGACAUUAGUGCUAUUAGUUCCAAGUGUGAACACCUCGAACACUCUGUAACAGAUAUUCGUGGAGAAAUAGAUAUCAUCAAACAAAAUCAUGAUAUUGUGAACGACGACAUUGAUGCCCUCGCGGAGAAAGUCGAUUCUGUGAUCGAAAACAUGUCCAACGUAGAUACCGAACUAGACCGGCUGGAAUCUUACAGCAGACGUGACAAUAUCAUAAUUCAUGGUAUACCCGAGGCUGACGGCGAGGAGAAGUCUAUGACAUGUAAGCAGACAUCGUUAUCCACUCUUAACGAGCAUGCUACUUUCAAGACGUGGGGAACGUCUGACGUUAUCCGCGCACAUAGGCUUGGCGUUAGGCGGGUUAAUGCUACCAGACCUCGACCAAUGAUUGUAAAGCUGCACAUGUCUGACGAUAAGGUGCGCUCCCUGAAAGCAAGACCGGCAUUCAAGGCAGCGGGACUUGGUAUCUCCAGUGACCUAACGUCACGUCAACGUCAGCAACUUCAGGCUUUGAAGGGGACAAACAUGUUCGGCUAUUUCAAGAAUGGCCAGCUGGUGACAGUACCUCGCUCAGCCAGUGGAGCUACUGGAUCCACCAACGACCAGAUGGGGGUGAUGGUCUGGAGGGCUCUAUCUUCUAGGUCUGUCAUACAGGUCUCUGUGAUGAUGGGUGAAAAGGGUGAUCCCAUGGGGAGUCUGUGGAAUCCCGUGACAGCAGGACAACCCAUGCCCACGCUGCAGGUGCUGAAGACGUUGGACAGACGACAGCUGUCACAGAUAUACCACAACUAUGUGAACAGCGUACAGAUUUCGUGUAAAAAGGUGGUCAGGCGAGGCAAUGCGUUUGACGGCGGUUGGAACGUUUGUGAAGACCUUCCCUACGGAAUGAAGACACCCUGCAAUAUAUACUCAUUUGGGAUCAACUACGACUGGAGCUUCGACGACGAUGUAGCUACAGCAUAUGGCUGCCAUGUCCACUCGUAUGAUCCAAGCAUGACCAGAGUAUCAGACCACGACAGGAGAAGUAACAUUCAUUUCCAUAAGACAGGCCUUAAUUCUACCGACAGUACAAACAACAAGGGUUGGAGAAUGCGAACCUUCUCGUCCAUUUUAAAGGAAAAUAAUCACACACAGGCUAUAAUCGAUCUGCUCAAGAUUGAUAUUGAAGCUUCGGAGUGGUUUGCCUUUCCUGAAAUGUUACAAAGCGGAAGUUUGAAAAAUGUGAAACAGUUUUGUUUUGAAAUUCAUAUCAAGAUGCCACUUAACCCAGAGCCGGAUAUAGACAAGUACCUAAGAGGUCUGGAGCUGCUGAGAGACUUCUAUAAUGCUGGAUUUAGGAUAUUCCAUACAAAUAAAAAUAUGAUUCCUGCAUACAAGUCAAUGUUUGGCAUGGAGCGAACAGGUUGCCAUGAAAUUUACAUGGUACGCAGUGACACACGGACAUUUGGCUAACAUGGCAUUUCUGUUUAAACCAACGUCUUGUAAACCUCUCCUCAGCAGCUUGAGAAAUAAAUUCACAGAUUAC